UUUAGUGUAUUUUAUUAUUUAUGUUUUUUUAUUAUUUCGAUUAGCUUUUUUACAGCUUACUUUAAAAAAGUGAAUAGUUUCAAUUUAGUCUUAUAAGGUAUAGGACUAUAAUGUCAACUAAACCAUUCCGCUGGUUUAGUAUCCAAAUACAAAGACAUGGAUAAAAAGGAUCGCAAAACCAAAAGGAAAGCGCCAACAAAACCGAGAUCUGGUAAAAAGAGGACAAGCGAAGGUUAGAAAUUGGUAAUAUAUUUCCAAAACAUGUCUGAUGUCCCGAUUAAGCUUUCCAAGUAUACUUAUCUGUCUGUCAAGUCUCCAAGUCUUAAGCAAGUUUCGUAUAUAAUUAACUGGCAUUUUGUAGGUCCAGCAUGUUCGAUGUUUCUCGUUGAACUAUCAAGAAAAUUGGCGCAGAAGAAGAGAGAUGAACAAGAUGCUCCUAUAAAUAUUGUAGGUAGUAUUCUCAACAGCCUAACCAACGCUUUGCCUGUCACAGUGAGCAAAGGCUCACCAGUCAGAAAUCAGUCUCCUGUGAAAAUCGAGACUUUGCAAUCCAUCGCCCCAGAACUGCAACCGAACAAUGUCCUAGAAGUAGAAAUAGCAUCUAAAGACCCAGAACUCACCAACAUCGAUGUAGGAAGAGAAGUGAAGAAAAAAUUCAAAAUGCCUAAAAUGCCAGUGAUUAGUAGCGAUGUGUUUAAGCAGAAGAUACAUGUGACAACGGAAGAUGUGGCAGUUAACACCAGUAGUACCCAUGACAUGGCGUCCAGUUUAGCAAAAUAUGUGGACACUUUGAAGAAAAUAUCACUUAUUGCUGAGGAGUUUAAUCAAAAGACAGCUAAAAACCUGAAAGAAAUAGUGGACAGCGUACAAGAAGAUCUACAAGUAAAGCUGGAAGAACUAGUUCACGAACAAAAAGUUCCUAAAGUGGACCAACCCAUGCAGGUCGUUCAAGAAGAUAUUCAAACCGAAAUUUCUUAAAAAUAACUUUGACAUGUAACAUUUUAUGUCAAAAUUUUAUGUCAACAUGUGAAACAUUAAAAAUUCCAAC
Molecule: messenger RNA, 1048 nt
Organism: Leguminivora glycinivorella
Lineage: Eukaryota; Metazoa; Arthropoda; Insecta; Lepidoptera; Tortricidae
Exons: 5
Coding region: 262-978 (238 amino acids)
Source: RefSeq, a predicted model, not a curated record